Molecule: messenger RNA, 4896 nt
Organism: Armigeres subalbatus
Lineage: Eukaryota; Metazoa; Arthropoda; Insecta; Diptera; Culicidae
Product: E3 ubiquitin-protein ligase RNF19B-like
Exons: 11
Coding region: 2085-4571 (828 amino acids)
Biological process (GO): protein polyubiquitination; ubiquitin-dependent protein catabolic process; positive regulation of proteasomal ubiquitin-dependent protein catabolic process
Cellular component (GO): cytoplasm; ubiquitin ligase complex
Molecular function (GO): zinc ion binding; ubiquitin conjugating enzyme binding; ubiquitin protein ligase activity
Source: RefSeq, a predicted model, not a curated record
GGGAUCGAAAGGUGUUGCUCCUCCGUCGCGUCGCGAGGUUCGCAAACGUACUGCUGCGACCUGCGUGCGACAUUGCGGCCAGUUCAGUGGCUGAAAAGCAGUGGCUCGGUGUGUUUGUGCGCGAAGAAACGUCGCUCGUGGUGUUUAUCGCGGGUCCAGCAGCGGUUUUCAUCUUUUCUUCAUCAUUGAGUGGCUCGUCUGUCACUGCAGACUCAAGUGUUCCGUGCGGGUAAAAAGUGUACGUAUUAAAUAAUCUGCUACUCGGUUCGGGUUGCUUGCGCUGUGAAGUGGAUGGUAGAGUGGCCAAUCCGGGUCACGGAGUGCAGUGGAAGGAACAGUGCGAAUUUCAUUAGGCAAGAACACGGCGGAAAUUAUCGUUCGGAAGAUUGGAUCUGUCAAAAGUGCGGAAUAAUUCAAGCUGGAUGUGCGAUUGCUGCGAUUGUGUUGAUGACGGAAAUUGUAGUGUCGAAGUGAGCUGGGCUGGGAGGAUUUUAGUCGAAGGGUAGACGAAGCAGCCUUGCAUAGAUAAAGAAGUGCAGAGAUCAAGGUCUCGUUUGUGAAUUUUACCUUUACCAGAGUGUUGAGUGAGCUCAGCGGAUGUGGUAAAAUACCCAUUAUUUGGAUACUAUUUGUUGAUGGUGGAGAAAUAUAGCCUUCCGGAGAAGCAUUACCAGCCCGGAGGAGAUAUUAGGGCUCUCAUAGAACAGCAACUUCACACCCUCCCACUCGUAGACAACGAAGCCGCAGUUGAUCGUUAUGCCGUCUAGUCGAAAUGUGAUUCAUUCGAAGUUCCAUUCCAUCCUCCACAGCCCGGGACUUGCCAUUAUGAUCGCGGUUGCGAGUGUGUAUCUCAUGAUGUGAUCGUCGGUGGUAGACUUGUAACGUACAUAUACAUAACUCGUUCUGUGUGAUCAAUCGUCUAACUUGGCCCGGCAUCUUCUCACGACAUCGACACAAAACAAAAAAUAAAAUAAAGAAGCAAGAAGAAAUUUUAAUAGUACCAGCAAAAAAAAAAAAACGCCAGUGUUUAAACUAAUCUGCAUUUAUUCACGUGAUUCCACUCGUCGUACCGUGUGACAUCAGCUAUCAUCGUUAAUUAUUUACCAGUUAGUGGGUUGGUGGAAUUAAAACGGGUGAAUGAAAGCAACAGUAGCCAACCAGCAGUCAGUGAGGACGCCAGUGUUUUGAUCUCAGUGUGCAAUCGAGCGAUGGAUCAACACCGUCGCGCCACCGCAAUGGAAUGGAAUUAUCUAUGAAAGUAUACAAGAAGAUAAUUAUCAUAUUCUGUAUAGGCAGCUUCGACGAUUGAGUUGGCGACUGCUCCGAGUAAGUUCGACCCGGCAUCGUCACCUUCCACGUUUAGUUCUGCAUCGCGUUGCGGUGUUGUUGGAUCGAUCGAGCGACUACCCACCAAGCCAAGUGAACAUCGAAUCGUGCGUUGGCGCAUUGACGGAGAUUGUAGAGUGUAUCAGCGAAGUUAUGAAGGUCUACCGGAGAGGAAUGUGAUUUAUUAUGUGAAUGGGUGUUGUGGUGUGAUUGAAGGCCCUUGCGAGAAUCUCAAGUUCUUGUUGAACAACGCGUGUAAAAAUCACAUGCGUCGACGCGUCGGUUUCUGUGUUGUAACAUCAUAAACCCCGGCAUUCGUAGAAGCUUUAUAGUGAAUGUUUUCAUUAUGAAAACAAUGAUGACAGCAGCAUCACACUGUGUUUUUGGUUGUAUGAAGUUAUUGUGUUAUUUUAUUUAUUUUCCAUUGAAGAUCGUCUGAUCAGCUGCUAAGCGUGCUUCCAUCUCUGACGAAGAUCACCGAGAGAAUCACGAAGUCGAGCGAAGUGUUUAUUGCGAUGUUAAUCGCUCGAAUCAGCAGUCCCGUGGAUGAUCGAUCUAGCACGGAAGUGUGUUGUAGCCGUUUGUUAAUUAAGUGCUGUUUGGCCUACUGAUAAGCGCAUAGGUGAAAAUUAGUGUUCCAAGCAAAAACGAGGCAGUCAAUGUCAGCAGUGUUUAACUUCGAUGUGUUCGUAGUGAGUGAUACUGAGACCGCAUUGUUGUGUUUAGUAAGAUUGCUAAACUAGUGAAGAAGAGUAAAAAUGCGGCGAACAAGUCGGAAUUCUUUCAACUUUGACUUCUCUCUGAGAAGAUUGUUGCUGCAGGGUGCACGAGCGGCACGAGGAAGCCCACCGCUUGGGCAAAGGCUAUGCGAUAUAGAGAAAGGCAGUGGUAGCAGCAGGGAUGGUGGCGGCGGACCUAGUGGCAGUAAACAUGACAAGGGCGGUGGAUCGUCCAACAUUGGUAGUCAUAAGCAUAACCCGGAAUCCAGCUCGCAACAUUCCGGCAAUUCACCGGGAAACCUGGACCGAGGCAUCUCCACCUCGAAACUCACGCCAAAUAGUCAUAAGUCGUCUAAUAGUCUGCACAGUAAAAGCACGGCCGGUUCCGGUGGAGCUUCGGCGGUGAGUAGCAACAAAUCUCCCGAAGAAUGUCCCCUCUGCUACGACAAUCUGUCGGGCGGCGAUGAGUUCUACUCGUUGCUAAACUGCAAACACUACGCCUGUCGAGGCUGCCUAGAGAACUACCUGAUGAUCGAAAUUUCCGAAAGCCGCACGGACAUCAGCUGUCCGCAGUGUCCGGAAUCGAUGCACCCGACUGACAUUCAAACGCUGCUGAGAGCGUUCCCCGCUGCCAUAACCAAAUACGAAGACUUCAUGGUGCGACGGGUGUUACUGGCCGAUCCGGACUCCCGUUGGUGUCCGGGCCCGGACUGCAGCUAUGCCGUCGUUGCCAAUGGGUGUGCAUCCUGCCCGCGGAUACGCUGCGAACGGCCGGGAUGCGACGUGCAGUUCUGCUACCACUGCAAGGCCGAGUGGCAUCCGGAUCAAACGUGCGAUGCAGCCCGAGCUUCCCGCCAGAGUCCAACCAGGGCACCGUCCGGUAGUAUAAGUCAUGGUUCACACCAUAAGGACGACAUCAAGCCAUGCCCCCGCUGCCAGGUGCUGAUCGUCAAGAUGGAUGACGGUUCCUGCAACCAUAUGGUUUGCGCUAUCUGUGGAUCGGAGUUCUGCUGGCUCUGUAUGAAGGAGAUCAGCGAUCUGCAUUAUCUGAGCCCCUCCGGGUGUACCUUCUGGGGCAAGAAGCCGUGGUCGCGCAAGAAGAAGCUCCUGUGGCAGCUCGGAACGUUGGUGGGGGCACCGCUCGGGAUAGCCCUGGUUGCCGGAAUUGCCGUGCCUGCGAUGAUCAUAGGAAUUCCCGUUUGGGUGGGACGGAAGAUUCACACACGCUAUAAAUCGGUUGGAAAGCACAAACGGAAUCUUGCCGUCCUGGGUGGCGUAACGGCGUCGGUCAUAGUGUCGCCAGUGCUGGCAGGUCUCGCCGUUGCGAUUGGUGUACCAAUCCUUCUGUUCUACGUGUACGGAGUUGUUCCCGUUUCGCUGUGUCGCGCCGGCUGCGGUGAAGGGACCAAAUUCGAGUUCGACGAAGAAGAAGACAAUGGAUCCAGAAAUCAUGAUGCCACCAGUGUUGAUGCCGUGUCCCGGAUCGGGGCUACCAGUAUAGGAGAGGUUAGUCUGAGUGUUGCUAGCGGUAGUCAUUUGGGUGUUAGUAGCCAACAUUCGAAUUUUGGCGUAGUGACGAAUCCCUCGACGCGGGAAUCGACCACAGCUUUGGCGGGCAGCAUAACGGGCCAUCGCUUGGAAGUUCAAGCCGAUAUUAGUACCUCGGAGACGGCCUCCGCGGUCACCUGUGUUAGUGAGAAAUCGGGCAACACCCUGAAUGACACCGCAUCGACGAAAGCCCUCGCUGGUUCAAUCUUGAGCUACCGAGCGCAACAGAUGGCCACUGAUUCGGCUUGCUUCAGUGCAUCGGAGGAUGGCGCAUCGGAACGGGUGCGGUUUGACAACACGGUAUGUUAUGUCAUUGAUGGUAGCAGCAUGGGAUCUGGUGCCAAUAAAAAAGAAUCCUGUGAUAUCUGGUAUACUGUCCCAUUGGAUCAGGACACGGCAGCUGACAAGGCUAGCCUGGGCAGUGGUCGAUCGUUUCGCAGCUCGGAGCGGUCUUUCCGGGACGAUUUCGAUUCAACCAGUUUGUCGUCUUCGCACAACACCGGUAAUAUCACGACCAGUGGUAGUCAUCACAGCCACAGCGGUGUGAUUGGCACCAACCCCAGUGGAGGAAGUGGUACGUCCUUGUCGUCGAGUUCUAAACAUCCUCGGAUCAGUGCAUUUGGGCAACGCAUUCCAAAGCUGGGAUCGGCAGCACUACAACAUCGGACACUGUCCAUCGAUAGUAAUACCGGAUCAUAUAACAUUCCGGAAAAUGUUAGUUUGGAGCAGGAAUUGGAGGAAGAGAACCAGCAGGAGCAACAGUCGUCGUCGUUGACGCAGUCGCCCAAAGUGAUCGUUAUGACGGUGGCGUCGACAUCCUCUGCGGGCAGUGGAGACAAUACUGCAUCAUCAAGCCGGGCGGCCGACGAACCACCCAAAUCGAGAACUCAUAUACUUAGGAAUCUGUUUUUCGCACAAACCGGUUCUGGGACGACGGGAACACGGGACAACUCGAUGGGACCGUUACCAAAAUCGUAAGGACAACUGACCAGGAGCGUUCAGGUUGUUGAUUGAUGGAAAUCCCAUUUAUUGGUAAUACUUUCGCAUUUGUAACCAGUUCCUCUGCAGAUAAAGGCUGGUAAUUUGGACAAAAAAAUAUUUCAAUGAACUAUUAUUUAAGUUUGUUCGCAUUUAUUUUGCAUCGAUCAGCAAAAAAAACCUGUAGAAACCGUUCUAAGUACUGGAUAGAUCAUAUGUUGUGGUAAUGCUGAGGUAACGGUGUUCGUGAAUGAUCAUCUGAAUGUUAUACGCAUGAAUUCCUACGUUGCGAAAUAAAAACGGCGGGAAAUGGCCCUAACAUGAA